Apis dorsata (giant honeybee) is the source of this 2508-nucleotide messenger RNA. Its product is annotated as neuropeptides capa receptor-like. The record is from RefSeq and is a predicted model, not a curated record. The coding region runs from base 881 to 2266 and encodes 461 amino acids. The transcript has 6 exons. NCBI's taxonomy places the organism in Eukaryota, Metazoa, Arthropoda, Insecta, Hymenoptera, Apidae. Gene Ontology annotation, cellular component: plasma membrane. Gene Ontology annotation, biological process: neuropeptide signaling pathway. Gene Ontology annotation, molecular function: neuromedin U receptor activity.
GAAUGUGCGUUCACUCACACAGUACAGUAGUCUGUUUCCGAUAGUGAUGAUUGGCUGAUUUAACUUCAAUUUGUCUUCUCCUUUAUUUGGAUUAUUUAUUUUGAUUUUUUUCUUGUGUUAAUGAGAUUGAUUUAUGUGCUGAAAGACAUACCGCUUAUUUAUCACCAUACACAUUGUUUCUAAAUUCUUUUUGCUUUCUUGUAAUUCUACAUUUACAUAUUCUUAUAAAAUAAUAAAUAAAAUACAUUACUGAAAUAUAUUAUAUUACAUAAAAAUCGUGGAAUUUUGUGCAAGUGUUUUAUCUAUUAUAAUAUUAUAUAAUUCGAUAAUUUGAAAAUUUUUCUAUUAUUUAAUUAUAUAUGUGUAUUUUUAUUCGUGAGGAAAUCCAAAUAUUAUAGAACAAUAUAUCGGUAUCUGAAAGAAUAAAAAUGGAAGUAUACGGUGGAACAUUAACAAGAAAUGAUGGACUUAAUGUUCGUGCAAAAGUAUAUGAAAUUCAAUUUUUAAAAUCAAAAUGACAAAUUUGAACAAUAUACAAUUUAAUUUAGAUGAGUGAAUGUCAAAAAGCAAUAUCUUUCUGCUAUUUUAUGUAGUGAAACAAGUGAAACAAUUUCACGAAAAAAUUUUUUCGAUUUGUCUUAAACUGUGAUUUAUUAAUGAUUAUAAAGAUCGUAAUUUGUUGAUUCAUCAUCAGAUCAGAUCAACAGAAUAGUGUAUUUGCCGGUGAUAAUAAUUUUUAUAAUCACGAUUUAUUGUUAUUUUCUGUGCAUAAAUAUGUAUUAUUUUUGAUUUAAAUAUUCGGGCAUCGAUAUCCGAUUAUUUUAGCGAAAGAUUCCGUUUGAUAUAGAAGGAAAAAAAUUUGACAAACGUGAAAGUCAUUAUGGAAACAUCGGACGACGAUUCUUAUGAUUUUUGGAAGAACUGGGAUUUGAAGAAUUUAACGGAAACCGAAUAUUUGGCUAAAGUACUUGGGCCUAAAUAUUUAUCUAUGAGAAUGGUGAUACCGCUCACGAUAAUAUAUAUGAUAAUUUUUGUAACUGGUAUUUUCGGGAAUAUCGCUACAUGUACCGUAAUCAUAAAAAAUCCUGCAAUGCAAACGGCCACCAAUUACUACUUAUUCAGUCUGGCCAUAUCUGACCUUAUUCUACUUGUAUUGGGAUUGCCUAAUGAGCUGAGCCUGUUUUGGCAACAAUAUCCAUGGGUUCUAGGAGUUAGUCUUUGCAAAAUCAGAGCAUACGUAUCGGAAAUGUCUUCUUAUGUAUCAGUCCUUACGAUAGUAGCUUUCUCUAUGGAAAGAUAUUUGGCUAUUUGUCAUCCGCUUCGUGUUUAUACGAUAAGCGGUCUCAAAAGACCGAUACGUUUCAUUUUAGCUGCUUGGUCGAUUGCACUGAUUUCUGCCAUACCAUUUGCAAUUUAUACGAAAGUCAACUUGGUCGAAUAUCCACCAGAAUCAGGGAAUUAUUCGGCCGAUUCUGCGAUUUGCGCUAUGCUUUUACCAUACAUGCCUGAUUUCCCUUUGUACGAGUUGAGUACUAUUAUAUUCUUCUUGAUACCAAUGCUAAUUAUCUUGGUGGUGUAUACUAGAAUGGGUUUGAGAAUCAGAAAUAGUACGAAAGAUACUUUGAACUCUGUGGUACAAGGCGCUAUUCACGGAGAUUCGAGACAAAUUCAAUCUCGAAGAUCUGUGAUUAAAAUGUUAAGUGCUGUGGUUAUUUUAUUUUUUAUUUGUUGGGCUCCUUUUCAUACUCAGCGAUUACUCUACGUUUAUGCGCAAGAAUCUGAUUAUUAUCCAGACUUGAACGAAUGGCUGUAUAUUUUAAGCGGAUGUCUCUAUUAUUUCAGUACAACUAUAAAUCCCAUUUUAUAUAAUUUGAUGAGCAUAAAAUACAGAAAUGCGUUCAAACAAACAAUUUGUUGUAAAACGAGGAUAAGAGCCAGAAGAAGUUGGGUUACGAGAGAAUCUCAAAUGUGUAAUAACAGUUCGAGCGAUAAAGCACGAAAUUCAAGCUUCAAAUGUUCUAUGAGAUAUACUAUUAAUCAAGCGAAAGAAAUGUUUCGAUUUACUCCAAGUCAAGAAAAUGGUGGCAGAGAUAAAAACAUGAACGAUAAUGUUCCUCGUAAAUCAUACAUGUUGAAAAAAGAGGAUUCCACAUCGAGACCUCUUCUUAAUCGAAUGCAUUCCGCACAAGAAAAAUGGGAGAACAAAAAUUUAGAAUGUAAAAUGAAAGAUGAAAAAUCCACGUCUACAUCCAGCAGCAUUUUGUAACUUAAAUUGUACAUUUUUAGAUAUUAAAUUAUUGUAUAUAAAAUAAUGUUAAAUUAAGUUAAUUUUAAGUUAAGUAUCCAUUUUAUUUAUUUUUUGACGAUAUAUAGUUGUAUUUUUAAAUUGAUUUUUAUUCGAUUAAUAAUUAUAGUAUAAUAAUAGUAAAAGUAGUUUUAAUAGUAAAUUGUGAAAUUCAUAAUGUACACAAGAUAGACACAAAUAAACAGUAUUUUUUCGUCAUAUUU